UGCAGUUCACUCAAGAGAAGGGGAGCUUUUCCAAGGCAUUGUCUGUGAGCAAAGUAACGCAGAAACGCUCGAAAUGGCGGAAGCCGAAGUCGUAGCUGAUGGUGUUGAUACCUCCGGCAAAACGGUUUUGUAUCUUGAUUUCAACUCGCUGGUUACAGCUGCUGGGCAAGGUAAUAUGCAGAAUGUUGUAAUUGUAAACAGCGCUUCUGCCAACACCAACAUGUCUAGCGUGCAUAGUGCUAACAUCACAAAAGUAUACGAUGUGCCCCUUGAUCAAAUAACGCGGCCUCUGCCUGUUGCGCACUACGACGAAGACAAGGUCAGAGGAAUCGCAGAACUACUUGAGAACCCAAACACGAAAGAUCAAGUGGCACCUGUGGACAUCCUCUGGAUCAAGGGCCGUGAUGGUGGCAACUACUACUACGCCUUCGGUGGCAACCACAGAUUCGAGGCACACUACAGGCUUGGCCUCGCAACCAUUCGGGCCAAGCUGAUUCCAUCAGUACCUGCAUCACUUUUGCCGUACCUCGGAGGGUCAACGCCAGAUCUCUAGUGAUUAUAGUGGUGCCCAUUGUUGGACAGUCUCAUGGUACAAUAGGCAUUUCAUUAGCUACUAACCUCGAAUAGUUCCUAAUUGACAUUGGUGACUCAGCCACUACUCCAUUUGUACAAGAGAGAGAGAGAGAAAUAAUUAAAGAAGUGUAGGGAGAUUAAAACCCUAUACGUGGGUUUUUAAAUAUUUUUUAUGCAGUUUAAUAUAUUUUAGUAUGUUUCUAUGGAGCGGAAGAAGACAUAAGCUCCGGAAAUCUAGGGUGCGUGGUCUUCUAGUACAUCAGCCUAGAAAGCCACACAAGCCCUUUUACAAUUCUUGAGAGCAACAUCACUGAGCGACUACCUGUGAAAGCCAGUGUCUUCAUGGUGUGCAAUGCCCAUCUCCUCUUCUCUCUUUCAUUUGUUCAAAGCUCACAUUGACAUAAUCUGUGUGUUCAGCAUCCAAUGAAUAAAAGAUUUAUAUAAAUGCAAAAA
Molecule: messenger RNA, 1026 nt
Organism: Rhipicephalus microplus (southern cattle tick)
Lineage: Eukaryota; Metazoa; Arthropoda; Arachnida; Ixodida; Ixodidae
Product: sulfiredoxin-1-like
Biological process (GO): cellular response to oxidative stress
Cellular component (GO): cytoplasm
Molecular function (GO): sulfiredoxin activity
Source: RefSeq, a predicted model, not a curated record